Molecule: messenger RNA, 2433 nt
Organism: Cylas formicarius (sweet potato weevil)
Lineage: Eukaryota; Metazoa; Arthropoda; Insecta; Coleoptera; Brentidae
Product: zinc finger protein 585A-like
Exons: 4
Coding region: 1-2433 (810 amino acids)
Biological process (GO): regulation of transcription by RNA polymerase II
Cellular component (GO): nucleus
Molecular function (GO): DNA-binding transcription factor activity, RNA polymerase II-specific; RNA polymerase II transcription regulatory region sequence-specific DNA binding
Source: RefSeq, a predicted model, not a curated record
AUGCGGGAAAAGUUCCACCAAAAAUCGAAAACGCCCUCGUCGAAACCCAAAACUAGAAGUCAAAGUAGAAAUAGGGAAUCUGAGCGUGCGAAGCGUCUACGCCGGCGUAUGAAACGCGGCAAAGAAAACUUCCGGCUGCCAAAGACCGAAUCCCAUCGUCAGCCGUCGAGCUGGCACCGUUGCGACGCGUGCGGCAAAAAGUUCAAGUCGGAGUCGAAACUCGCCGUGCACCAGUGCGGGAUCAAGUGCACGGCGAUCGAGAAAGCGUACGCUUGCAAAAAGUGCCCCAUGACGUUUCCCAUGCUCAAACUGUUAAAACAGCACCGGAAGGUCCACGCUCCGAACGAGUUCGUUGAAGUACACACGUUCCAUUUCGACGAUACGCAGGAAAUUUACAUCUGCAACACGUGCUCCGCCGAAUUCAAAGAGUUGCCGGAAGUGGAGCAACACACCAAGUCGCACACGGAGACUUUCGAAUGUUCGAUUUGCUCAAGGAAGUUCCAGACGUUGCUGCAACUGGGCACUCACCUCAAGAGCCACGACGACGACGGCCAGAUCUGUUGCCCGAUGUGCGAGCAGAAGUUCGCCAAACCGUCCCUCCUGGUCAAGCAUAUCGAUCAAAAACACCUGAAGAAGUACAUGCACUCUUGCGCCACGUGCGGCAAAGGGUUUCACAGCGUCACGCUGUGGCGGCAACACAUGAACGUCCACCUGGGACUCAAACCGUUCACUUGUAUAGUCUGCGACGCGAAAUUUACGUACUCCAAAUCGGUGGUGACGCACCAACUCAAGAUGCACCGUGUGGAGAUCUUGGGCAGGGACCACGGCACCGAGUGUAGUUUCUGUCGCAACAGGUUCUUGUCGAAAACGUCGCUCGAGAGACACAUCGAGCUGGUGCACACCGGGCCGCAAAAGCCCAAGGAGAUGAAGUACCUCUGCGAUACUUGCGGCAAGGCGUUCUCUUACAAAAACAAAAUGGUGGUGCACAUGAGGACGCAUACGGGUUACAAGCCGUACGCGUGCAAGUUCUGCGGCAAAAGGUUCUCAAAGAGCGGCGAGAAGAACUGCCACCAGAGGAUACACACCGGCGAGAGGCCGUACUCUUGCGAGUACUGCGGGAAAAGUUUCAGGCAGUCGGCGCCAUUUAAGGUGCACCUCAGGACUCAUACCGGCGAAAGGCCAUACGUCUGUGACUUGUGCACGAAAGGCUUUACUACGAACCAAGGUCUCAAGCUGCACAAGAAAAAUUGUGGCAAUCUCUCUGAGUUUAAGCGCACGAGGAAGACGAGAAGAACGGCCGUUUCGAAACUUCAAAUCCACCAUGAGCUCAACAUCAAAAAGGAAGAUUCGGACAGCGAUUCGGAGUACGUGAUAUUGGCUUCGAAGAGUCGCAGGAAUCGCAAAAACGCCCAGAGACGUCAGUACGUUUCGCACAAGAGUUGGCCGUGCAAAAAGUGUUCGGAAGUGUUCGCGACGUUUCGUCAAUUAAAAAUUCACCGCAAGACGCACGUCAGGGUCGAAACGUUCGAGAAGCACACUUACGCGUUCGCGCAAGACUUGUACGUGUGCAACACGUGUUCGGCCGAGUUCCAAGAGAAAAAUGAGGUCGAGGAUCACAUAAAAAACCACGAGAAUCAGUUCCGGUGCGCGAACUGCCACGAGAGUUUCAAGACCGCGUAUCAGUUGGGGUGUCACUCUUCGGCUCAUAAUGAGGACGGGAACGUAAACUGUCCGCUGUGUUCGUACAAGAGUGCGAAAAGAGGCGCUUUGCUCAUACACAUAAACUACGUCCACCUCAAAAAGUUCGCGUACUUUUGCGAGACGUGCGGUAAAGGUUUCAACGAUCACUUGAUCUAUAAAGAACACAACAACGAGCACUUGGGUGUGAAGCCUUUCGUCUGCGUCGUGUGUGACAAAAGCUUCACCUACACCAGGUACCUGAACACGCACCAAGUGAGAACGCACAGAGUGCCAAUCGACGGGCAACUUUUGCCCAAUCAAUGUCCGUACUGCAACAAGCAUUACAGCAAGCCGGAGAGUCUAGAGAAACAUCUGGACGAGACCCAUUUCAAAACUGGACCACACGAAAAGAAGCACCUGUGCGAUACGUGCGGCAAGGGUUUCGCCCAAAGGAGCAAGUUGAUCAUCCACGAGCGGGUGCAUACCGGGUUCAAGCCGUACGGGUGUAGCUACUGCGAGAAGAGCUUCACCAAAAAGGACUAUCUCGUGAUGCACGAACGGGUGCACAGCGGUGAAAAGCCGUACUCGUGCGGGUACUGCGGCAAGUGUUUCAGUCAGGCCGCACCUUUGAGGAUUCACCUGAGGAUUCACACGGGCGAGAAGCCCUACGUAUGCCACUUUUGUGGCAGCGGAUUCACGUCCAGGGGCGCACUGAACAUGCAUUACGAAGACGAAGACGUAUGGAUGAUAUGA